Messenger RNA from Oncorhynchus mykiss (rainbow trout), 2291 nucleotides. Lineage: Eukaryota; Metazoa; Chordata; Actinopteri; Salmoniformes; Salmonidae. The record is from RefSeq and is a predicted model, not a curated record.
CAUUCUCCACAAACAUGGUUUAUUAUUCUGUGGUGGAGAAAGCCCCAUAAGUAGACUGGGCACCAGUCUGUUUGUGUCAUCAUGCCACUCCUUGUCAUGGCAAACAGCUGACAUGAUAGCACAAACAUACUGUAUCUGGGACCAGGCUACCGCAGAGACACAAUUAUGUGUGACCUGCAUACUUUUGGUAUGAGACAAUAUAAGUUUGCCACUUGUAGUCUAUUGUAGGCCUACUACAUAUACCAGUAGAUACAGUACAUACUGAAUGACCGCAGUAAUUCCGAAGUAAUACCAAACUUUGCAUCUGCACUGUUCUUCAAGAAAAGGUGUUUUUGUAAAGUUCUCAGUGGAAAUUGUUAUAAGUAGUCCUUGUGCAUAGAGUUGUAUGGUUUGCUUAACUUUGCAAUAAUUUGUUUGACUUACAUUUUAAAGUGACAUUUUUUUGUCUUAGUGUCACUCUGUUACAGUGGAAUUGCCCAUAGGCUACCAGUGCCAAUUCUGUCUGCUUGUUGCUAAAACGUAUUGUGCUUGCAAUUAUUUUCAGAACCAUGAGGAUCCUCUUCAGAAACCUACGCCUCAGUAGAUGGUCCAUUGUCAUUGGGACUGCGUUGGUGUCAUUGAUUGGUGUCAUCUUUAUGACGAUGGACGUCAAUGUCUCACUAACAUAUAGGGGAGAGCUCAGAGUGUGGCGUAAGAACCACACAGGUUGGCAUUGGAACACCUCUGCCUCCACCACACCACUGCUGUCACAGCCUACUGUGGAUGUUUUCAAGUGCUCCCUCAAUGACAGCAUGCAGAAUAUUCCGUCCUCUGUCCCACCUGCCCACCGUAACUUCCUCAUGUAUAAACACUGCAGGACAUUCCCCCGCCUGCUGUCUCCAACACCCUGUGAGAAUGACCUUUUUCUCCUGCUGGCCAUUAAGUCCACAGCCAUCCAGGUGGAUCGCAGGAUUGCGCUCCGGAGCACUUGGGGGAAGAGGGGAUAUGUUCAGGGUAAAAGGGUGAAACUGUUGUUCUUAGUAGGUAAGUCGUUAGACAGAAUACAGGGAUUCCUGCUGCAGCAGCUACUGGAGUGGGAGAGCAGGCAGUUUGGAGACAUCCUGCAAUGGGAUUUUGAGGACAGUGUUUUCAACCUGACCCUGAAGGAGGUCCACUUCCUGAACUGGUUCACCUUGGAGUGCCAGUGGGCCCACUUUGUGUUCAAAGGGGACGAUGACGUUUUUGUUCACACAAGCAAUCUGGUUGAAUAUGUUAAAGGCCACAAGCCCUCUGAGCAACUCUUCGCUGGUGACAUAAUUUCAAGAGCCUAUCUAAUCCGGCACAACCAAUGGAAGUACUUCAUACCAGAGGAGAUGUACCCCAACAAGCCAUAUCCUCCAUACGCUGGCGGUGGGGGCUACCUGAUGUCACGUCAGACUGUGCUGAGCCUGGGAAUAGCAGUGUCCAGCACUGACCUCUUCCCCAUUGAUGAUGUCUUUGUGGGCAUGUGCCUGCAGAAGAUUAAUGUGACGCUGACACACCACUCUGGCUUCAGAACCUUUGGGUUCCAUCAGGUGGUGUCACAUUUCAACCCCUGCAUUUACAGGGAGAUCAUGCUGGUGCACAAACUGAAUCCCACCGAGAUGUGGACCAUGUGGUCUCUACUGCAGGACACAAAGCUGAAGUGCUUUAGAUUAAGGAUAUGAGGCAUCAGGUGUUGUGUGUAUCUUGCUGUACUUGUCUGUCUCACUACUGUAAAAUAAGCAUUCCUUUCAUAGAGAAAUUAUUCUUAUAAAUGGUCAAAAAUAGCUUCUUUUCCUUCAUCGAUAUUUAUAUUUGAAGUAUUCUGACAUAUUGGCUUUACUGUGUAUUCAGUUCAGCAAAGAUGGUGUACGAGCUCUACGGAGAUUUGAUACUUUUGACAAGGAAGUUUGUAGAAUGUUUCUUGGGUUCUAGGAAGGUCGAACAGAAACUUUAAAAACAGGUCUAGUGGGUUACAGAGAUACUGAUGGGUAACAAACUUCAGAGGUACUGAUGGGUAACAAACAGGUCUAGUGUGCUGUGGGUGAGGGGAGCUGUGGUGUACAAUUAUUAUAAACAAUCAAUUGUUUGAGGGAGCAGUGAUGAACUUGUCUACUAUAGCUGAAAUCUGUGGAUUGUAAAUGUAGAUUUAAAUGUGAUGUCAUAAUGCUUUCUGAAACAUGUGGUCCAGGGUUUUGUCAGUUUCUAUUCAGGUGAACUCUAUUGCAUAGCGGGGCCAGUACUUUCUUAUGAUGAAGUAGAUUGUGUAAAGAAAAUAUAAGAGAACAAAA